Messenger RNA from Haplochromis burtoni (Burton's mouthbrooder), 1818 nucleotides. It is a transcript of the gene gjb1a, whose product is annotated as gap junction protein beta 1a. Gene Ontology annotation, biological process: cell communication. The record is from RefSeq and is a predicted model, not a curated record. The transcript is spliced from 2 exons. Bases 261 to 1166 code for a protein of 301 amino acids. Lineage: Eukaryota; Metazoa; Chordata; Actinopteri; Cichliformes; Cichlidae. Gene Ontology annotation, cellular component: connexin complex.
AGUUCGUCCGAGAAGUGAUGAUCAGACAACAUUAUUUAUUUGCAGUCCUUGUUAGUUAUUUCUAUCUGCCUGAUCAGUGAAUUGUGUGAAAACCUUCUAAGCUAAGAAGCAGAAGAGUCCUUCUAUGUAACUUAUCAACGUCCUUUAGGAGCACAAAUGAUUUUCCUGCCGGUGAGUGGUGACUAUCCAAGAGUCUGUUAAUCCAGCUACAGUUGCUCAUUUUGCAUGCAACACCAUGGCUACUGGUGAAAGCAUGUCACAUGACACAUGGUGCCAGACCUCGGUAUUGCACUCUUAAGUGGGCUGCCAGCUGCAGAGGGGGGCAGAGAGGCUUUUUUCCUUCUCUGGACUCACAUCCAUGCCAAACCAGCGGGUCAACAUUGUCCUCCACGCUGCCUCCUAUGCCUCUUACACCUCCAGCUGAGCCCGACCCGGAACCAAAGAUGAACUGGGCAUCAUUUUAUGCUGUCAUUAGCGGUGUGAACCGCCACUCCACCGGCAUCGGUCGAAUCUGGCUCUCCGUGCUCUUCAUUUUCCGCAUCCUGGUCCUCGUGGUUGCAGCCGAGAGCGUGUGGGGCGACGAGAAGUCUGGCUUCACCUGCAACACGCAGCAGCCGGGUUGCAACAGUGUCUGCUACGACCACUUCUUCCCCAUCUCCCACAUUCGACUCUGGGCACUCCAGCUCAUCCUGGUCUCCACUCCUGCCCUGCUGGUAGCCAUGCACGUUGCCCAUCGGCGUCAUGUUGACAAGAGGCUCUACAAACUGUCGGGCCGGUCCAACCCGAAAGACCUGGAGCAGAUAAAAACACAGAAGAUGAAAAUCACUGGGGCCCUAUGGUGGACAUACGUCAUCAGCCUUUUAUUCCGUAUCAUCUUUGAGGUCACUUUUAUGUAUGUGUUUUAUAUGAUCUACCCUGGUUACAAGAUGAUCCGGCUGGUGAAGUGCGACUCCUACCCAUGUCCCAACACGGUGGACUGCUUUGUGUCGAGACCCACAGAGAAGACUGUCUUCACCGUGUUCAUGUUGGCUGUGUCAGGUGUUUGUAUUCUACUCAACAUUGCCGAGGUGGUCUUCUUGGUGGGGAAGGCUUGCAGCAAGCAUUUGCACAAUGCUGGAGACUCGACUAUGGGGGCUUGGAUCCAACAAAAGCUUUGCUCAUUCUAACAAAAUGCACAGCAGCACAAAGGAGACAUAUAAGUGACCAUUUAGGUAACAACUACUGAUUAAACUUGUGAGGUUUAUAUCAUGGCGAUGCUUCACCGGUUCAAAUGCAGAAAGCCAGCAGUUCAUGUUUCGACAAACAUUUCUAGUUAUAAUGGAUAGCUUGGUGUUUGUCUGACUGCAGAUCAGUUAAAAACAUUUAAUAAACCAAUAUUCCCACUGACCACAUUACAGCCUUCAGCUAUCAUGGAUUUGUUUUAAUCUUUAUCUUGAAAUGAAACUAUAAAAGCUGCCGAAAAUGAUAGCAAAACUUCCAGUUGGUUGAGAAAAGUGUAUUGUGGGCAUGGUCAUUAAUAAUAUUUUGUUAUUUAUGUGACACAUAAUCACAAACACUGAUGUGAGUGAAAUUAUACUAAUACAUGCAUGUAGUAAAUAUGUUGCAUUUCAUAUGUAUUGAAUGGGGCAGUCACAUUAUUUGAAUUGGCGGUUCAAUACUUUCACUUGGAAAGACAGUAAUAGAAAAAAACUUGAAUUGCAUUUUUUUGUGUGAAGCUUUCUUAACAUGGUGGUAUUUCUAUUUAAAUGUAUUUAUUUUGAAAGUGGAAUGUUUCUAUGUUGUCCAUACACAACAGAAUAAAAUCAACCAGACUUUAAA